This is a messenger RNA of Lates calcarifer (barramundi perch), 4358 nucleotides long. RefSeq names its product GTP binding protein 1, like (gene gtpbp1l). The coding region runs from base 117 to 2141 and encodes 674 amino acids. Gene Ontology annotation, biological process: translational elongation. NCBI's taxonomy places the organism in Eukaryota, Metazoa, Chordata, Actinopteri, Centropomidae. The transcript is spliced from 15 exons. The record is from RefSeq and is a predicted model, not a curated record. Gene Ontology annotation, molecular function: GTP binding; GTPase activity; translation elongation factor activity.
AUGCCUUCACUUACUAAGUGAUUUAAUGAUCUGAGUCGGCGCCAUUAAACAUUCAGAUGUACAAAACUUUUAAAAUGUUCUUGACGUCUUACGGCUAUGGCGAUUUAUGCAAAUAAAUGGCGUCGGUAACGGCGACAGAACCAGCGAUAUGCCCGGCUGCAAUACCAGCAGCAGAGUCCAUAGUGCCCGCUUGUAUGUUUGCACCUGACCGGGGAUGUGCUGACGAUCCAUCGGGCGGAGAGGGCUUUGAAGACGGCGAUGGUACAAACGGCGAGUCCGCGGAUCAUUUAGACUUAAGCAGUAAGCUGGUCCUAGUGAGUCCAACGGGGGAACAGUAUGAUUCAUUACUACGACAUCUGAGGGAGCGGAUAGAUGAGGGCUGUGGAGAGACAAUCUAUGUGGUUGGACUCGGCUCAGAUGGAGGUGACUAUGGUCUGGAUGAAAAGGACAUGGAGGCAUCUGUAGCCACAGUGCAGUCACUGUGUGAACAGAUUGAGGCUGAUCUAAUCCUGCUAAGGGAGAGGACAGACACUGGCGGAAAGAUUCGUGACUACCUGAUCCGUCGGCGUGUGGGCGAGCAGGAUUUCCUGGAAGUUAGAGUGGCAGUUGUAGGAAAUGUGGAUGCUGGGAAGAGCACUCUGUUGGGAGUUCUGACCCAUGGUGAGCUGGACAAUGGCAGAGGCUUUGCUCGCCAGAAGCUCUUCAGACACAAACAUGAAAUGGAAAGUGGCAGGACUAGCAGUGUGGGCAAUGAUAUCCUGGGCUUUGAUCAGGAGGGACAGGUGGUGAACAAGCCAGACAGUCACGGAGGCGGCCUAGACUGGACCAAGAUCUGUGAGAAAUCCUCAAAGGUCAUCACCUUCAUUGACCUGGCUGGCCAUGAGAAGUACCUCAAGACCACUGUCUUCGGCAUGACUGGACACCUGCCUGAUUUCUGCAUGCUCAUGGUUGGCAGUAACGCUGGUAUCGUUGGCAUGACCAAAGAGCAUCUGGGUCUGGCACUGGCCCUAAAUGUACCAGUGUUUGUAGUGGUUACCAAGAUUGACAUGUGUCCAGCCAACAUUCUGCAAGAGACACUAAAAUUAUUACAGAGGUUAUUAAAGUCACCGGGCUGCAGGAAAAUCCCAGUGUUGGUCCAGAACAAGGAUGACGUCAUCGUCACAGCCUCCAACUUUAGCUCAGAGAGGAUGUGUCCAAUUUUCCAGAUAUCAAAUGUGACGGGGGAGAACAUGGACUUGUUGAAGAUGUUCUUGAACCUUCUGUCUUCUAGGACCACUUUUAGCAACGAUGAGCCUGCAGAGUUCCAAAUAGAUGACACAUACUCAGUACCGGGUGUGGGCACAGUAGUUUCAGGGACUACGUUACGUGGAUUGAUACGGCUGAAUGACACAUUGCUCUUAGGCCCAGACCCGCUUGGCACCUUCAUCCCUAUCGCUGUUAAAUCCAUCCACCGUAAAAGGAUGCCUGUGAGAGAGGUUCGCGGUGGACAGACUGCAUCCUUUGCCCUCAAAAAGAUCAAACGGUCGUCUAUAAGAAAAGGAAUGGUAAUGGUCUCCCCAAAGUUGAUGCCACAGGCCACUUGGGAGUUUGAGGCCGAGAUUUUGGUGCUUCACCACCCAACUACGAUAUCCCCGAGAUACCAGGCCAUGGUGCACUGCGGCAGCAUCAGGCAGACAGCCACCAUCCUGACAAUGAACAAAGACUGUCUAAGAACAGGGGACAAAGCCUCAGUUCAUUUCCGCUUCAUUAAGACCCCAGAGUACCUGCACUGUGACCAGAAGCUGGUGUUUAGGGAAGGACGCACCAAAGCUGUGGGCACCAUCACCAAGCUCCUCCAAUCAGUGAACACCCAGGCAGCCAAGGCCCAACAGUCCAAGACACAGGCAAAUAAAAAGACCUCUAAAGAGGGUACAGCAGCCAAUGAGGAAGCUGGAUCAACAGCACGACCACCUAGUCCUAACACAGCACAGCUACCAACAGUGGCAGAGGAGGAGGCUCAGUGUAAAGAUGGCAACAAAGAAAACAAGCUCAAGUCUGGAGGUGGAGGACGCAGGAGAGGCGGUCAGAGACAUCGAGGGAAAGGCCUGAAUGCUGCAACAAUCUCUACAGUGGUACCUGCAGGAGCAGCAGGCACAGCCUAAAAGCACAAACUUUCAUUUCUCCCUAGCCUAUGUUAUCUUUUCACAGGGAGGAAAAGUGACUGCAUGGCCCUCUGGUGGUUGUAUACAGACUGACUGGACAUGUUUCUUUAAUAUAAAAUAAUUAUGCAGCAAUUUUGAAUCAUAAGAGUGAAUUAUUUUCCACACAUGAAGUCAAUUUGAAGCUUUAUUGGUGUUUUUACUUCUGGGCUGCUGAAGAUAGUAUUGAGUUUUUAUUUAGUUGGAGCUUUAUUGCAGUUAACUGCAAUUUGUAGGUUACAUUAUAUAACAUUUUCUUUUGUAAUACAAAAGUUUUGGGGGUGUUCAUCUUGUUUGUAGUUCAUCAGAACUUCUUUUAUAGCAUUAACUGUUUUCCCAGCCAGCAGAGGCAUCAGUCACUUUCCCUGCCUUAACAUUUUCCAACCUUCAAGCUACAUUUUUCCUGUUGCUCAUCAUCCUCUUACUCAUUCUGCAUCCUCUUGUGUUCAGCUCAGCCUAACUUUCAUUAAUGCACCUUUUCUGGGUGACACCAGGGUUGGACUCUACGUACUGUCACAUCAGUCAUUUGAGGAGGUAGAUGGUGCACUUGCUGAUAAAUAGUACUUUUCUUUUAAAAAGGCUUGUCAUUGAGGCUGGCAGUUUGUAUUCAUAUUGGAAAUUGAUUAAAAUCAAAGGGAACUGAUGCCAAAUUAAGGGGUACAGCUGUCUCAUAUCAGCUAAAAAAUGGAUCAGAUAAAUGUGAUUUAUUUGUCCUGCAACUGUCCUGGGUGGCAGCUAAAGUUUUUCCUCUGGAAUUCCCCUUUGCUUAAGAUUUUUUUGAAUGAUGGUGUUGGUUAAAUUUUGUGGCCAGUUAACAGAAACCUUUUUUCCUUGUCCUGGGAUUGCAGCCACUAAUGCCCUGUCAUCACCUGUCACAAAACAUCUCCUCGUAGAUGAAGAGAAAAACAGUCUCUUGUCCUUUUAAUAACUCUGCAAUAGCGAGGUAAUUUUAUAAAUUUUAUAUUAAUCCUUUUUCUAAGAGCCCAUGUCGAAGUUUUACAAAAUCUGUGCAGGUCUAAUGCUGGCAAGAGAGGAAAGGUGUGAAUAGGUCCUAAUUUUUCCUCAAGUGUAGUCUAUUAUCAAAAGUAAAAUUUGUCCUGUGUAACAUGGUGCAGGUCCUUGUGAAAUCUCCUCCUUACUUUGUUGGAAAUACACUCAGUUGUCAGUUUAUUAGGUACACUUAGCCAAAACUAAUGUGUGGCAAUAAAUCCUACAAGAAGGUAAAAUGUGCAGUUUUUGUUGAAACCGUUUACAGCAUCACAAAUUACAAUCUCCAAAAUGAGCAUGCAGUUGAACGAGCACCUCUCUACAACAGUUUCAGCAUAAACUUAACAUUAUAACCUUCAAGUGCUAUGUGUACCUAAUAUACUGGCAACUGAGUAUAUCUGAAGCUAAGCAGAUGUAAGCACAACUUUCUACCAUUUUGAUGCAGUCUGACUGCCCAGUCCCCAGACAUUUACUCAUCUAGUAUUUUUACUACUUAAAUACAAAAACUCAAGUGAUGUUUGAAAAGCCAAGUAAGAACAUAUGUAAUUCACAAAAAUAUCUUACUGUGACUUGAGCCUGGACAUUUUGUACUCUAUUAGAAAGAGCCAUCGGCUGCCAAACAGAUAUUUCAAAGCUUUAAGGGUCAAAUACAAAUGUGUACCAGACACAGAAAGUCAAUUGCUUUCUAAACAGAGCGAGCAGUGGUGCACAAGUUAAAGUUAUCUCAUAUUGUUCCUACUAAGCUAACAUAAAAUCUAAAAUGAGUGGCCACCAACAACUACAUAUUCUUUUUUUUCAACUGCAUUUUUCCACUGGUUUUAUCAUCUUGUUCAAUGGUCCUCAUCCCAGCUUUGAGUUUGAUAUUGGGAAGAUAACAAAAUGUGUUAUUGGUUGUCAGAGGGGCUUUUUCCCUUUCACAUUCAUACUAUGAUUUCAGAUUCAGUCUGGUCUGAGAGUCUUUGAGGCUCUUGAAUUACUAAAUCACAAAACUGCCAGAAUAUUUCUCCUUUUCUCCUCUUGACUUUUUUUUCUAACUGAAAUUGCAUGGUUUUGUUUUUGAAGGGACACAUUUUGUGUGUAUGUAUGUACAAAAAUACAAGUUGUGCAGAAGAACUAAGGAUGAAAAGAUGCCAUUUAAAUUAAGUGGUGCCAGUUUGUGUUGUAAAUCCUUUUAAAUAAAGAUGUUCUAGAAAA